AUGGCGGUCCUCCACCACUUCCUGGCCGUCCUCGGCCUGCUCACCCCUGUCAUACACGCCGCCGUGCCUCCUCCCCUUCCCCUCCACUCGUCCAGCCGCUGGAUACUCGAUGCCAACAACAACCGCGUCAAGCUCCGCUGCGUCAACUGGGCCGGGCACAUGGAGACCAACGUCCCCGAGGGGCUGCAGCACCAAUCCAUCGACUACAUCGUCGACUGGAUCGCCGCCCAGAACUUCACCUGCGUGCGCCUGACCUACAGCACCGACCACGCCCUCAACCCGGACCUGCCCGUCGCCUCCUCCUUCGCGGCCGCGGCUACCGCAGCCGGCGUCCCGGCCGCGGACAUGACGGCCCUGUACAACCGCGCCGUCUCCCACAACCCCUGGAUCACGCCCAGCACCACCACCCGCGACGUCUUCGCCGCCGCCGUCGACAAGCUCUUCGCUCGGGGGGUCCUGACCCUCCUCGACAACCACGUCAGCAAGGCCUCGUGGUGCUGCAACAUCAACGACGGCAACGGCUGGUGGGACACCGGCUUCGGCUACAACCCGUGGAACAGCCGGUACUUCCACACGCAGAACUGGCUGGACGGGCUACGGGCCAUGGCGGCCUGGUCGCGCUCGCACCGGGGCGUCGUCGCGAUGGGCCUGCGCAACGAGAUCCGCGAGUUCCUGCUGCAGGGCAGCCUCAACGGCCGCGCCGACUGGUUUAGGUACGUCAAGCAGGCCGGCGACCUCGUGCACGCGACCAACCCGGACGUGCUGGUGGUCGUCGGCGGGACGCAGAGCUCGACCGACCUGCUGCACGUGCGUGACGAGAGCAAGAUGCUUGACACGAGCGGGUGGGCGGGAAAACAUGUGUGGGAAAUGCAUGCGUACAGCUUCACUGUGACGUACCCGGACGUGUUUGAGAACUGCGACAUUGUGAAGGCGCAGUACGGUGCCUUCGUCGGGUUUGUCUUGGAGCAAGGCAAGGCGUACACGGGCCCGCUGAUCUUGAGCGAGUUUGGUGUCGGUAUGGAAGGCGGCGAGGUUCAGUACCAGGGGCUGAGCGAGAAGGACGAUCGCUACCUCAAGUGUUUGGUGUCGUAUAUGCGGGGCAACGACGCCGACUGGGCCGUGUGGGCGAUCCAGGGGAGCUAUUAUGUGCGAGAUAAGAAGGUGGAUUCUGACGAGACGUGGGGGUUGAUGAACCACGACUGGACCGACUGGAGGAAUCCCGCGUUCCCGGGUAUGCUGGGGGAUAUGUGGAAGAUGACGCAGCAGCCGUGA
Parathielavia appendiculata is the source of this 1272-nucleotide messenger RNA. RefSeq names its product glycoside hydrolase family 5 protein. The transcript has a single exon. The record is from RefSeq and is a predicted model, not a curated record. Gene Ontology annotation, molecular function: hydrolase activity, hydrolyzing O-glycosyl compounds. Lineage: Eukaryota; Fungi; Ascomycota; Sordariomycetes; Sordariales; Chaetomiaceae. Bases 1 to 1272 code for a protein of 423 amino acids.